Electrophorus electricus (electric eel) is the source of this 1176-nucleotide messenger RNA. It is a transcript of the gene adtrp1, whose product is annotated as androgen dependent TFPI regulating protein 1. The record is from RefSeq and is a predicted model, not a curated record. Lineage: Eukaryota; Metazoa; Chordata; Actinopteri; Gymnotiformes; Gymnotidae. Gene Ontology annotation, cellular component: endomembrane system; membrane.
UAGGUGGCGGUAUACAUAUCCAACUUGCAACAGUAGAAUUAAAAAUGGCUCAAACUGUCAGACCGGGAGUUAAUCUCAAGUUAUGUCUGCUUGUCCAUAUUACAGUUUUUGCCUGGUAUGUGUUCAUUCUUUAUUCUAACUGUUCGUUAGACAUUUCAGGCAGACAUCCUGGAGCUCGGACAUACGGAGGUCGCUGGAAGUACUUGACCUUUAUCAAUCUGGUAAUGCAGACGGGCUUCUUUGCGGUUUGCGUUAUAACUGAUGUGGCGCACUUGGUGGUCCCGAGCAGAAGCACGCGGGGGACUGUGCUGUUCCUUGUAAGCGCGAGAGAUGGGCUCUUCACCGUUCUGGCUGCUCCAGUCGGCACCUUUGUGUGCGCUUCCUUCUGGUCUCUGUACGCCUACGACCGAGAGUUGGUGUAUCCCAAGCUCAUAGACCACAUUAUUCCCGUGUGGCUAAAUCACGCCUUGCACACCGCGGUCAUGCCUUUGCUCUUGCUGCAGAUGUAUCUGCAGCACCACAGACACCCAAGUCGUCCCAAAGCCAUUCUGAGCUUGGCUCUGUUUGCUUCCCUGUAUUUGGCAUGGGUCUUAUGGGUUCGCCACAUUUCGGGGAUCUGGGUGUACCCCAUCAUGGCCCGCCUCAGUCCGCUCGGCUUGGUUCUGUUUCUGGCCAUCGCCUCUGUCAGCAUGGUCCCCAUUUACCUGCUAGGGGAGAAGCUCAGUCAUGCAGUCUGGAGCACAGCAGGGGAUCAGAAGUUAAAGAAAUAAGGGACUGCAGGAAUCCAGAUUGACUAUCUACAUUUUAAAACCAUCUGGACUAGAUCACUUCCUUGAGCUCAGAAUAAUGGUCCAAUCACAGUUCACUCUGGAAUGGACUCUGUGUCUUUCUGGCAGAAUUCACCAUGACUCCUGCAAUCUGAAUUAAUAAUAAAGGUGAUUUGACUGCACAGAUUAAUCAUUUUCACAAAAAGGUAUGAUUGUUGAUGGCAAAAGUAGCAAUUAAUAAUACAUAAUGUAUGUAAUAUACUAGUUUGUUGUUGUUUAGAAAAUUUGUUUGACACAUGCAUUCCUAUUUAUUCAUAUUCAGAUGUACUAGAAUCAUAAGGAGUCCCUUGGUGGAUUGUGAGAUAUAAAAAUAUAAUUUUAUUAAAAAAUGAAUGGUUAAUACCGAAAA